AAUAAUCCUACCUUUGGUUAAGAAAAUCCCUCGUUUUAAUAAAAUAAAAUAUUGAGUGUUUGUCAAAAAUUGUACUAAAUAGAACUGCAUUGUAGGAAAGUAUAUUGUGAACGAAAUUGUUCAAAAAAGAACAAUUGAACCAAAAAUGCCAACACUGCCAAUUAUAGCACCUGACAAGCCGAGUUAAGUUUAGCACCAACUGCUUACAGCAUAAAUUUUAACGACGCUGUGUGUGGUACCAUAAAUUGUUUGGAUUAUUUCUUUCUUACUAAACAUUUGUGUUCUUUUGCGUUCCUUUAUUGAUUUUGAAACUAAAAAAAUUUAUUACGCAUUGUAAAAGCUGUGGAAAAAAGGAAUCGUUUAUUGAAGUGAAAUAGCACGGUGACUACAGUUGUAGACGCCAUCUUAUAACUCGUAAGGCUAAUUACGUGAAAAAUCGCCGUACUUGAUCAAACAUUUUGACUGACUAAAAAUUUUGCUAAAUGAGCUUGAUUAAUUUUCUCAAUUCGAAGCUUAAACCCUCUGUAGAGUGCGAAGCGCUAUGUGAGGAUGGUUAUUCUGCGAAUAACUUAAUUGCAGAUGACGCUGAGCAGCUGUCACGCGGUUUCAUGGCAUAUGCCGUCACCAAGCCGCCAGUUGAAAUUGUUUUCGACUUCCCCAAAGCUGUUGAAGUGAAGGUCAUCAAGCUGUGGAAUAGCAAUGGGUCUCUACGGUCGACGGCCUUUGAGCUUCACGGUAAGUUCGAGGGCAUUUGGGAACGUGUUGCUUAUGCGCGUGACCUUGCUGAGGGCGUGGACUCGGUAACUUUUUGCUAUCAAAGCGAUUAUAAUUCUCGUAGCAAUGCAGAAAGUGCUGCUAAUCAAGCACAAAGCGUUAAGGCAUUCUUCUUUAAGACAGCACAUCGUUUACUUUCAAAUGCCAGCAGUCUCAAAGUUAUAGUUUGUGCUACUAAGCGAAGUCCACCAGUUUUGCGUAAAAUAGAAGUAUGGGGCCUGCCGUCGCGAUUGUUAGAAAAAGCAGAUCGAGAGCUAGUUAAAACCAUCUGGAGCGAAAUUGUAAACCCACAGGGUUUUCGCACACAGCAAGGUCGGGGUCAGCGCUCGCCUUCACGUAGCGUACCGGAGCUAAAUGAUUAUUCUACUCUGAAAAUACCCGAAGAGUUCCUUGAUGAAAUCACGUGGGAGCUAAUGAUUUUUCCUACCGUGCUUCCGUCUGGCAAAAUUGUAGAUCAAUCGACUAUCGACAAGCAUUCUGAAGUGGAGGCCAAGUGGGGUCGACUGCCAUCGGAUCCAUUUACUGGCCUUGAA
Messenger RNA from Rhagoletis pomonella (apple maggot), 1307 nucleotides. Its product is annotated as RING finger protein 37-like. The annotation marks the transcript as partial. Gene Ontology annotation, biological process: protein polyubiquitination. Gene Ontology annotation, molecular function: ubiquitin-ubiquitin ligase activity; ubiquitin protein ligase binding. The record is from RefSeq and is a predicted model, not a curated record. Gene Ontology annotation, cellular component: nucleus. The transcript is spliced from 2 exons. Lineage: Eukaryota; Metazoa; Arthropoda; Insecta; Diptera; Tephritidae.